Molecule: messenger RNA, 1004 nt
Organism: Diachasmimorpha longicaudata
Lineage: Eukaryota; Metazoa; Arthropoda; Insecta; Hymenoptera; Braconidae
Gene: U2af38
Product: splicing factor U2af 38 kDa subunit
Exons: 5
Coding region: 158-928 (256 amino acids)
Biological process (GO): mRNA splicing, via spliceosome
Cellular component (GO): spliceosomal complex; U2AF complex
Molecular function (GO): pre-mRNA 3'-splice site binding; metal ion binding
Source: RefSeq, a predicted model, not a curated record
GGAGGGAUGUCAGCUGGCCUGUCCGACAUCUUGAACAAUGUAGUGUAGCCUGCGUAGCGUCCUGUUGGUGAAGUGACUAGAAUUUUCACAUCAUUUAUUUAAAUCGGUGUCCAUUGAUUGCGCUCGUUGCACCCAGGGAAGGGCGCAAUUCGCAACAAUGGCUGAGUACCUGGCCUCUAUUUUUGGUACUGAGAAAGACAAAGUUAACUGUUCCUUCUACUUCAAAAUUGGAGCUUGCAGACACGGAGAUCGAUGCUCGAGAAUUCAUAAUAAACCAACGUUCAGUCAGACAUGUUUGCUCCAAAACCUGUACGUGAACCCUCAAAAUUCAGCAAAAAGUGCAGAUGGUUCUCAUCUGGUUGCCAAUGUCUCCGACGAGGAGAUGCAGGAGCACUAUGAUAACUUCUUCGAGGAUGUAUUCGUCGAGUGUGAAGAUAAAUAUGGAGAAAUUGAGGAGAUGAAUGUGUGCGAUAACCUGGGGGAUCACCUCGUGGGUAAUGUUUACAUCAAGUUUCGUCGUGAGGAGGACGCAGAGAAGGCAGUCAAUGACCUCAACAAUAGAUGGUUCGGCGGACGUCCCGUUUAUGCCGAACUAUCGCCAGUUACGGACUUCAGGGAGGCUUGCUGUCGUCAAUAUGAAAUGGGAGAAUGCACGAGAUCGGGUUUCUGCAACUUCAUGCACUUGAAGCCAAUCUCCCGGGAAUUACGUCGUUACUUGUACAGUCGUAAAAAGGGUGGCGGUGGAGGAGGUGGCGGAGGCGGCGGUGGAGGUGGCGGCAGUGCUAAGGGACGAUCGAGGUCUCGUUCACGAUCACGCGGUCGUGAUCGCAAACGCCGAUCCAGAUCUCGCGAACGCCGAUCGCGAUCCAAGGAGAGACGUAAGGGGCGAGAUGAUAAAGGGCGUGAUAGUCGCUCUGGAAGAUAUUAGUAUACGUUUAUCGGUUUAAUUACUACUGUAUUUCACCAUUCUAUGAUAACUUUUAUUAAAAAUUCACUCAACAAGA